This is a messenger RNA of Poecilia latipinna (sailfin molly), 1521 nucleotides long. RefSeq lists its product as uncharacterized. The record is from RefSeq and is a predicted model, not a curated record. The transcript is spliced from 4 exons. Lineage: Eukaryota; Metazoa; Chordata; Actinopteri; Cyprinodontiformes; Poeciliidae. The annotation marks the transcript as partial.
CUAUAACGCCAAACGUAUCAUAUAUGAUACAUGAGUUUUUGAGACCUCCAAAUGAGCAGUGUGACAUUUAUUUCCCUAAAAAACCCGAUGUAUACAAUUAGACACAUGUAGUGCACUGAUAAUCCAACAGGGGGCAGUAACUUUCUCACCAGAGGCCUUUCCACUGAUACUACAAGACUGCCAUGGCAAAGGACUGGGACACAUGCGUUUUCAGCAGGAAAACUUUGCCAAUUUUAGAAGGCUAAGAUGGCAAAGACAUACACUGUUGAAGAUAUUCUGAAUAUGAUUAUGGAUGGGAAUUCAAGUGACAUCGAGCAGCUAGGGGAGGAUGAGGAUAAGGAAUGGACUCCUGCAAGGAUUGAGGAACACCCAGAUAGCGGAGAUGAUGAAGAAGAGGAAAACCCAGAUAAGGAUGAUGAUGAUGAAGCACCAGAAAUCCCAAAGGACAAAACACCAAAGCAGUCGGGAAAGAGCAAAGUGAAAAGGAAGGAGUAUCGCUGGGGAAAAAAACAGUUUGAAGCCCCGUCUCCUGAGUUUGUGGAACCUGUUGAGGAAGACUCUGAAGAGAGGCUUGACUGGACACCAUGUCAGUACUUCAAAUAUUUUGUGACUGAGGACAUGCUACAAGAAAUUGCAGAAGAAACAAACUUGUACAGUGUGCAGAAAAAUGGAAUGUCAGUUAACACAAAUGCCCAAGAAAUUGAGCAACUUCUGGGUAUGUAUAUGCACAUGGGGUUAGUACAGAUGCCCAACGUACGAGCUUACUGGGAGAUGGAGACAAGAGGANUCUANUACAUAGGCACAGUCCGAAUGAACAGGGUGAAGAAUUGCCAACUGAUGGAUGAGAAAGAACUGAAGAAAAAGGGAAGAGGGUCACUGCAUUUCAGAGUAAACCAGGAAAACGACAUCAUUGUGAGACGGUAUGACAACAAAGCUGUGAACCUGCUCUCUUCUUUUGUUGGUGUUGAACCACUGGGCAGUGUGAACCUUUGGGAUCGAAAAGCCAAAACCCACAUAAUGGUUCCCAGACCGGCCAUUGUUGACACUUACAACAGGUUUAUGGGAGGCAUUGACCUUCUUGAUAUGCUUUCUGCACUGUACAAGUUCAGCUUCAGAUCCCAAAGAUGGUACAUCUAUAUUUGGUGGCACACCAUCACAGUGGCAGUAAUCAAUGCAUGGAUCUGCUACAGAAGAGACCUGGAGAAACUGCAGCCCAGACAGAAACACCUGCCCCUGCGAAGGUUUCAGGCCUCUGUUGCCACUGCCCUCACAAGUGCACGAAAGGUCAAAAAGUGUGGCAGACCUUUGUCCUCUCCGGAAGCAACGCCAUCCCCUCCUAGGAGGAUUAAAACCUCUGAGUUGCCCCCUGAUGUGAGAAAGGAUGGCCUCAAUCAUUUCCCAACAUGGGAAACCCGACAGAGAUGCAAGCACUGUGUGGGCCACUUUGCCCAUGUGUUCUGCAUGGGCAUCAAUGUCAUGACCGACUUUGAGACCAAAGGAGUGAUAUUUGUGGCCGUGAGG